Messenger RNA from Toxotes jaculatrix (banded archerfish), 2406 nucleotides. RefSeq names its product NACHT, LRR and PYD domains-containing protein 12-like. The annotation marks the transcript as partial. The record is from RefSeq and is a predicted model, not a curated record. Lineage: Eukaryota; Metazoa; Chordata; Actinopteri; Toxotidae. The transcript is spliced from 8 exons. Gene Ontology annotation, molecular function: protein binding.
AUCUCCCACAUCAAGACUUCACGAAGCCUCCACAUCAUGUGCCACAUCCCGGUCUUCUGCUGGAUCACUGCUACAGUUCUGGAGGAUGUGUUGGAAACCAGAGAGGGAGGACGGCUGCCCAAGACCCUGACUGAGAUGUACAUCCACUUCCUGGUGGUUCAGUCCAAACUGAGGAAUGUCAAGUAUGAUGGAGGAGCUGAGACAGAUCCACACUGGAGUCCAGAGACCAGGAAGAUGAUUGAGUCUCUGGGAAAACUGGCUUUUGAGCAGCUGCAGAAAGGAAACCUGAUCUUCUAUGAAUCAGACCUGACAGAGUGUGGCAUCGAUAUCAGAGCAGCCUCAGUGUACUCAGGAGUGUUCACACAGGUCUUUAAAGAGGAGAGAGGACUGUACCAGGACAAGGUGUUCUGCUUCGUCCAUCUGAGUCUUCAGGAGUUUCUGGCUGCUCUUCAUGUCCAUCUGACCUUCAUCAAGUCUGGAGUCAAUCUGCUGUCAGAAGAACAGUCAACCUCCAACUGUUCUAAACUGUUCAGAGACAAAGCUGAUCCAACACAGCUCUACCAGAGGGCUGUGGACAAGGCCUUACAGUGUCAAAAUGGACACCUGGACUUAUUCCUCCGCUUCCUCCUGGGUCUUUCAUUGCAGACCAAUCAGACUCUCCUACGAGGUCUGCUGACACAGACAGGAAGUGACUCACAGACCAAUCAGCAAACAGUCCAGUACAUCAAGAAGAAGAUUGAAGAGACUCCCUCUGCAGAGCAAAACAUCAACCUGUUCCACUGUCUGAAUGAACUGAAUGAUCGUUCUCUAGUGGAGCAGAUCCAACAGUCCCUGAGUUCAGGACAUCUCUCCACAGAUGAACUGUCUCUCUCAGAGAGAAGCUGUGAAGCUCUGUCCUCAGUUCUCAGCUCCCAGUCCUCUAGUCUGAGACACCUGGACCUGAGUAACAAUGACCUGCAGGAUUUAGGACUGAAGCUGCUGUGUGGUUCUCUGAAGAGUCCACACUGUAGACUGGAGACUCUGAGACUGAGCAGCUGUAACCUCUCAGAGAGAAGCUGUGAAGCUCUGUCCUCAGUUCUCAGCUCCCAGUCCUCUAGUCUGAGACACCUGGACCUGAGUAACAAUGACCUGCAGGAUUUAGGACUGAAGCUGCUGUGUGGUUCUCUGAAGAGUCCACACUGUAGACUGGAGACUCUGAGACUGAGCAGCUGUAACCUCUCAGAGAGAAGCUGUGAAGCUCUGUCCUCAGUUCUCAGCUCCCAGUCCUCUAGUCUGAGACACCUGGACCUGAGUAACAAUGACCUGCAGGAUUUAGGACUGAAGCUGCUGUGUGGUUCUCUGAAGAGUCCACACUGUAGACUGGAGACUCUGAGACUGAGCAGCUGUAACCUCUCAGAGAGAAGCUGUGAAGCUCUGUCCUCAGUUCUCAGCUCCCAGUCCUCCAGUCUGAAACACCUGGACCUGAGUAACAAUGACCUGCAGGAUUCAGGGGUGAAGCUUCUGUCUGCUGGACUGAAGAGUCCACACUGUACCCUGGAGACUCUCAGGCUGUCAGGAUGUCUGAUCACAGAGGAAGGCUGUGCUUCUCUGGCCUCAGCUCUGAGCUCCAACCCCUCCCACCUGAGAGAGCUGGACCUGAGCUACAAUCAUCCAGGAGACUCAGGAGUGAAGCUGCUGUCUGCUGGACUGAAGGAUCCACAGUGGAGACUGGACAUCGACACAAACACAGUAAACAGAAACCUCAAACUGUCUGACAACAACAGGAAGGUGAACUAUGUGAAGGAGGAUCAGUCAUAUCCUGACAUAUUUGACCUGUGUCCUCAGCUGCUGUGUAGUAAUGGUCUGACUGGUCGCUGUUACUGGGAGGUAGAGUGGAAUGGAAGGGUUGACAUAUCAGUGAGUUACAGAGGAAUCAGAAGGAAAGGAGACAGAGAAAAAUGUGUGUUUGGAGACAAGGAUCAGUCCUGGAGUCUGUUCUGCUCUGAUGGUGGUUACUCUGUUUGGCACAAUUACAGAGAGACACCUGUCUCCUCCUCCUCCUCCUCUUCAUCAUCUUCCUCUGUCUCUGACAGAGUAGCAGUGUAUGUGGACUGUCCUGCUGGCUCUCUGUCCUUCUACAGAGUCUCCUCUGACUCACUGAUCCACCUCUACACCUUCAACACCACAUUCACUGAACCUCUGUAUCCUGGGUUUGGAUUUUGGCCCUGGUGGUCUGGUUCCUCAGUGUCUCUCCAGAUCAAGAGUGCUACUAUCAUCAACACUGCAACCCCCACCAGCAUUCCCCCAGACACCACCUCCAAGGCCCCCCAGAUGCAGUAUCUCCUCCUCUUCUUCCCCCCAAAUUAUGCAGCUCAGGUCAACUCAACCCACCCCUCCUUCUUCCACUCAAAUAAACACACCAUCUAG